ACUGUUCAAGGCUUGCAUUAAUUUAUAAAAGUCGAGUUGAAAUUAAGUUUACAAAACAGUAAUUCACAUAAAAAAAUGACAACUGCGAUCGACCCAGAACUGCGCACCAAAAAUCGAUACCGCUUGCCGGAUGGAGGAGGAAUUCACCAAACUGUACAACGAAAAAGUAGCCAAGAAGUGGCAUCAGAUGACCCGGCUCUACAUGGACAACGGUUUGCUGGUGUGGAACGGAAAUGGUGCCAACGGGAAGGUCAACAUCCAGAAGUACUUCCAGGAACUGCCCCGCUUCGAACACAUUAUGAACACCCUGGUCGCUCAGCCGAUCAUUGGCGACGCUGUGCCCUCGCAGCUGACGUUCGUCAUCAAGGUUUGAGGAACGGUCAUCUUCCAGGACAAUUCUACCAAACAUUUCCAGAAGACAUUCACGGUUACAGCCCAGGGCGACAAGUGGAAGAUUGCGAGUGAUUGCAGCGCUGCUUCCGGUUGCUAGAUGCUAUCUUUUAAGGGAAUCGAUCAAUACAUGGAUGCAUUGGAAGGCGA
Messenger RNA from Aedes aegypti (yellow fever mosquito), 540 nucleotides. RefSeq names its product NTF2-related export protein-like. Lineage: Eukaryota; Metazoa; Arthropoda; Insecta; Diptera; Culicidae. The coding region runs from base 131 to 373 and encodes 80 amino acids. The record is from RefSeq and is a predicted model, not a curated record. The transcript has 2 exons.